GGUUUGGGUUGGGUUGUGUCCCUGUUUUUCUCAGCCGCUGCCUCGGCCAUGGCUGUUUCUUUUCUGUGCGUCCUGCUGAUGUUUACACGCCGGUGUCCAUGGACAUAUAUAAAGACCCGACGAAUCGACAGAAUUUGUUGGCAACGGAUUUUUUCGUCACGACGAAUCUACUUAAUCGAUUCGUUGUUGCAGCCUUAAUAGUUUAAUGUUACAAGAGCAUUUUAAUCUUUGAAUUUAGAAUUACAAAAAAAAUAAUAAUAAUAAAAUAAAAUGCAAUUAAGUAUUUAUUAUUUAUUUUCCAAAUCCACUGGGAGCCGCAGCGUAGGGACGAAAGAGCCGCAUGCGGCUCCAGAGCUGCGGGUUGCCGACCCCUGCUUUAGAUCAACAGCUUUCCAAACUGUUUCAUGAACUUUUAAGAGCUGAAGUUAUUAUGUUUGAAUUACAACCCUAUUCUAGUAGGAAUAGUGUAGAAAUGUUUAUCUCUUCAUCAUUUGUUUAGCUGUGUUAACCAUUAGGUAGUUAUACUGUUAGUCAAUAACCUGAAUGUUGGUUUGUUGAUUCCAUUGUUAUGAAGUUCAUUUACAUGUGUUUACCCUUGUGUUGUUCACAGUUUAUGUGUUUCUAUCUGUUUCAUUUCAGAGUAAUUCAACAUGAUCAGUGUUCUUUGAAAAGUGAUACUCAAAGCAUAAUGAGAAUGUUCGUCAAUGUGAUUCUACAAUUCUUUAUAUGUGUUUAGCAUCAAAUCCUUUAUUAUGAACCAACCAUUCUUUAACAUUAAUCAUAGUGAGUGAGUAUUUGAUCUGACGCCUUUACUAGCCAAAGUAUAAGUUGGAUCAAACAAUCAGGGCUCUUGAAAGUCUUCUCUCAGGAAGCUGCAGCUGGGGAUCAGGACCCCCUCCUUUCUCUCCUCACACCUUAGAGACACUCCCAGUCUGAAGAGUAUAAAACCAAUAAAGUUGGGGUGCUCUUGCCCUCUUGCUUUUUCCUCUCUUGCCCUUGCCCUUUUGCUCUUGUUUUCUUUUUGUUUCCGCUUGUUUAGUUCCCUCUUUGCUUGUUUUCUCAUUGAAUUGAUUUUUCUUUAAUUUCGCAAAGCCAAUUUUGAAAUAGUUUUAACUGGUCAUCGAGCCUCUAUUCCAGGGGUCGGGAACCUAUGGCUCGCGAGCCAGGUGUGGCUCUUUUGAUGAUUGCAUCUGGCUCGCAGAUUUCGGCUUUUCAGAUAAAGCAUAAAAUAUUAUCACUUGUUUUAAUCCAUCCAUGGAUUUUCCACUGUUCAUGUCAUGUUCAGGGCUGCAGUUGGCUGCAGGAGCAAUUGUCCAUUAUUUUAAUUGGCUGAUAAUAGCCCACGUUGGCCGUUGUUGGGUAAACAGGUAAACGCCCCCUUUUGAAUCAGUCUGAGCGGUUAUUAGCUCAAAGCUAACCCUUCGACGAAGAAGAUGGCGAAAAGAAAAAAAGAUGAUGAGUAUCGUCCAUUUCAGGACGAAUGGACUGAAGAAUUCGCCUUUGUGGAGAGAGCAGGUUCUGCGGUGUGCCUAAUUUGCAAUGACAAAAUUGCAUCAAUGAAACGGUCGAAUGUGAAGCGGCACUUCGACACACGACAUGCUACCUUUGCAUCAAAAUACCCUGUGGGAGACAGCCAGAAGAAAGCGUGCCAAGAGCUACUGAGCAGGGUGCAAGCUACCCAGCAGCAUCUCCGCGUAUGGACCCGGCAAGGUGACUAUAAUUCCGCUAGUUUUGCUGGAUCUUUACCAAUAAUGAGGAACGGAAAACCAUUCACAGAUGGCGAGUAUGCUAAAACGUUCAUGCUGGAUGUAGCCAAUGAACUUUUUGAUGAUCUUCCGAACAAAGACAAGAUAAUCAAACGGAUACAAGACAUGCCUCUGUCGGCAAGAACUGUUCAUGAUCGUGAAUCGAAAGUGAUCGAAAGCGGAGUUGGCGAGCAAGCACAUGUGGACAGAAAUGAAAAAACUUCAACCCGAAGACCAGCUGAUUAUCCAAACUUGGAACGCACUUCCUGUCACAUACGACACACUGAAGUGUGUGAGUAUUGCUGUAUUGACCAUGUUUGGAUCCACGUAUUCAUGUGAGCAGUCGUUUUCACAUCUUAAAAACAUCAAGUCCAACCUACGAUCACGUUUAACGGAUGAAAGCCUCAAUGCCUGCAUGAAGCUUAACCUCACCAAGUACCAACCAGACUACAAAGCCAUCAGCAAAUCCAUGCAGCACCAGAAGUCGCAUUAAUGGUGAGUAUUAUAACAACAUUAUUUAAAAGAAUAAAUUCAGAGGCUUAUUAUACUCACAUUUAGUUGAAUUCGGUCUUAAAAUAUGUUAUAUGGCUCUCACUGAAAUAAAUUUCCAAAUAAUUUGCUUUCAUGGCUCUCUGAGUCAAAAAGGUUCCCGACCCCUGCUCUAUUCCUUGGUUAUCUGCGUGAUUGCCAAGUCACCUCUGAACACCACCCAGCAGGCCCAAUGUCAUCCUUUGAGCCAGAGUGUUGCAGUGAUACCAAACGAGCAUCAAAAGGAAAUAUAAGGCACUGGUUUUUGCAUUCAGGCCUGUGUGCUGUGACCCCUGGCCUGUGCUUCAUCUGACUUCGGUCCUCUUCAGAGCUGAACCUCUUGAACCAGUAGCCUCGGACCUUCGGAACCUGCUCCAUCCUCUCCAGGGACCAGCCUCACUUAUGUAUCCAAACCUCCGGAGCUCCAAACAGGGUUGAUGGUGUCUCAUGCAUUCGAUUCAGAUAACCACAUCCAAAUUUAUCUUUACACCAAAGUUAAUGUAGGUUAAUAUGUUAAAGCAUAUUCACUCACUAUCAGUAACUUGAGUAGUCUUAGCCUGACUCAGAAUCUUUCAUUCAUCUGUUAUUAUCUAUAUUCAUCCUAUCCUCAUUUAUUGCAUGGAUGUUGUACCAUCAUUUAUCCUGUAGUAAACAGAUCAUUUAUUUUUUUCAUUUAAGUUCUUGUCUGUUAGUGUUCUUCCAGAAGUGGCGUCCCUGAAAUGAGAAUUUCAGCUUGAGAUAUGAUAUUGAUUAAUUUAAGAUUGACUUAAUGUUUGAUUUCUGAAUUAAACGUUCGUUUUUCUUUAAUUUUCCCACCAUAAAGGGUGGGUGGUGCCCCUUUCAACUAGUGCAUAAAUGUCAUAAUUUAACGUUAUUAAUCUUAAGACAUUUAUUAUAAAUUCAAGUCGCUACAAUGGCGGUCAACAACAUUUUGGCAUCAACUGAGAAUAAAUGUGUGUUGACAGGUUGAGCAGACAUGCAGGCAACUGGUGUCUAGCAACAGAUCUCCAAAGGCUGACAUCAGUGAGAAUACAGAGGUGUCCACUCCUCCCAUGUACUUGUUGGAUAAGGGGCAGGGUCUGCCUCUGUCUUCCAGGGCUCCUGCAGUUGUGGUGAAUGACAUGCAGGAGCAUCACCAGCAGCAUCAGGACCACCACUGCUGCUGCUGUCCACUUACUGUUAUUCUGUUCUUUAUUAAAAUUAAGUGGAAAUGCUGAUUAAGCAUUUCCACUUAUUGUUAUUCCUGUUGGCCAUUUUCUUUCUUUAUUAUUAAGUGGAAAUGCUGAUUAAGCAUUUCCACUUACUGUUAUUCCUGUCGGCCAUUUUCUUUCUUUAUUGUUAAGUGGAAAUGCUGAUUAAGCAUUUCCACUUUAUUCAUUUGUAUUCAAUGUUUAUUCUUUAUUCAUUUGUUUUCAUUUGUAUUCAAUUUUUUGAUAUCUUUUACAAUUUUUCCACAAUUUAGCUUUAAGCAACUCAUGGUUUUCAGCAAAUUUCAGGCUUUAUAAUGGGUGUGUAUUGGAAGAGCUAGAGUGAUGAUGUCGUCGCUAGAGUGCAGACCUCCUCUUGGAUCGAUAAAAACUUGCUCGAAUAUAUCGCUCCCACGCCCACAAAUUUCACUCCACAGCCAUAAAAAAUACAUCAAAAUGGAGGUAUAUGUGUCCUGCUUCUCACAAAAGAGGUUUCAAAUCAUUAAAUCAUACCCCUUGGCCAGCAGGUGACCAACUGUCCAAAAAAGGCAAAGAACCCUGGCAUUGGCCCUUAUGUAAUUUUUCUCCAUGAAAAUCCUGAUCAUCACUCAGGCUCAGACUUUUUUUAACUCCCUGUUGUGGCCACAUUUUUUAGAGUACAGACAUGAUCAAACACAUCAUUGUGUUCAUGAGGGGUGGAGGAUUAGUACAAUGUUCUUAUUUUCAUUCUGGGAUUUAAGGAAAUCACGCUAUGUGAAGAAGUUUAGAGGCCCUGAAUUCACUGCAGUUAGGCAGCUUCUCAUUCAAACAGUAGGUCAGUUAAUGCCUUUGAUCUCACAGCUGUUUAGGAUAAAAUCAUUAACAAGACACACACACACAGUCUGACAAUGUGUGUGUGUGUGUGUGUGUGUGUCACUGCCUUUGGCUACCAAUUAGUGCACCUGGAGACACACAGCUUACUGGAAAGCUGCUUCUAACGGCCAUAUGAGAUACAUGAAGCCAGGCCAUGCCAAGCACCUGACAAACUUAGGCCCCUAUCUCCUACCACAAACUUUGACCUACAGAAACCAUCAGGGCUCCAAAAAUUCAGCUCAUUGAGGACAUUAUGGAGUGUAUUUAGGAUUUUGUUCAUUAAUUGUAUCAAUAUGUUCAGCAGAGUCGUGGGGUUGUCACAAGUUUCUUAUCAUGAAUGUAGCCAUUACAAAGAAUGAGCUUCAGGGCAUAGUUUGGGAUAUUUUUUCUCAGCUUCAAGCCCUCUUUCUCCUGCUGUUAUGCAUCUACCGUUCCCAUGGCAACCAAUUAGUGCACCUGGAGACACACAGCUGACUGGAAAGCUUCUUCUAACGGCCAUUUGAGACACAUGAAGCCAGGCUCAGUACACUUAGCACUGGGGGUGACAUUUAAAACCCUUCACUAGAGCGCUUGACGAACUUAGGCCCCUAUCUCCUUCCACAAACUUUGAACUACAGAAACCAUUCAGGGCUCCAAAAAUUCAUCUCAUUGAGGACAUUAUGGGGUGUAAUCAGGAUUUUUAUUCAUUUAAAAUUUUCACAUUUUAAAGUCACUUAGUAAUGAUUUAUUAUUUAAUUUUUUAAACUCAUUCAAACUCAUUUAAACCUUUCUGAUACUUAAAAACUGUCUAAUACUUGAGGAUUUUUAAUUAUUUAAAUUUUCCAUGAUUUAAAUUAGUUUUAAUAUUUAUGCAUUAUUUCAUCCUUCAAGCAAAAUCCCACUUCUAGUACUACAACUACUGCUAAUGUCAAUUAAACUAGUACUUUCCCCUUUACUUUAACUGUUAUUGCUCCUAUUUCUACUUCCUCUACUGCUGCUAUUGCCACUACUACUUUCUCUACUACUUUGACCUGUACUUCUUUUAUUCUCAAACCACUUCUACUGCUUACAUGACUACUAAUAUCACUACUUUGACUACUUAUCAUACUACUUCUAGUACUAAUACUUAAAACCUAUGCCACUUCUCACCUUCCUGCCUUUUAAGGUCAUUUCCUUCUUCAUUCAAACUUUGUGCAAUUUUAGACAUUUUUCUAACAUCUUUCAGCAUGAAUAAAAUUUCCUCUUAUAGAGCAUAUUCAUAUUUUUUGUUCCUGAACCAUUUUCACAAUUAUCCAACUUGUAUUUCUUUUUCACCCCUUCAACAGCUUUAACAUUUAUACCUUUCUCCAUUUUUUAGUAGCAGUUCAGCAUUGCUUUUUCAGAUUUCAGCACUCAGCAUUUCCACGCAUAUUCUGCAAGGAAAUGCAAUUUUUCUAGUUUUUUAAUUGUGCGACCUUGCACAACACAAAACAAUAGAUACAUACAAGCACAGAUCAUUCCCACAAAAUUCAUCCAAUGAUUGUUUUGUAUGAAGGAGUAUGAGGGCCGUAUUGAAAUUUUUUUUAAAGACUUCGAGAUUGAAGUCGUGAAUUUACAAGAAUAAAGUCAUUAAUUUAUGAGAACAAAGUCAUAAGGUUACCUGUUAUUUCAAAGGAGAGUUGUUAAAAUUAGGGCCAUGAAGCAUUUAAAGGAGCUGUGCUUCAGUAUAGGUUUCACAAACAAGGAGAUACUUCAUCCUUUGGCACAUCAGCAUUACAUUGUCACAAGUAUAAAGACUUAAAAGAGAAUAUAUGAGAAAUACAUCUUUUCCACGGGGAAAAAAACUGGUGUACCGGUAACCCUGCAGAUGACCAG
Molecule: messenger RNA, 6145 nt
Organism: Xyrichtys novacula (pearly razorfish)
Lineage: Eukaryota; Metazoa; Chordata; Actinopteri; Labriformes; Labridae
Source: the annotation of a GenBank genome assembly